AUGUCAGCUCUUUAUAAUGAUACAGAUUCAGAUUCUGACGAUGCUGUUUCAAACUCUUGUCACUGGGUGUCUGAUGAUUAUUCCAAAUCCAUGGAUGAACUGAAAAAAUUCCGAAAACUUUGGUGGGAUCAAGGGCUCCUCCAUCCAAAGGCUAAAUGGACUCAUGUUGAGCCCCCAUAUGUGCUCGUAGAAGGUGUGACUUUAGAAGAAUACGAACGCCGUGGUGACUUAUUUAAUAUUCAUGGACUUUGGGAGUGGUCCAAUGGCACAGUCACAAUCAUUGAAUUUCCAUCAACACAACAUGAAAUUUGUGUUGGUUCAAUUACUAGAGUAUUAUUAUACCAAUGCAGUGCUGUUGCUUUUACUGAUGCUGAAAUUUAUGGCCUUGGAUCAGCUCAAACUCGUGCCGACAGUUCUGGAAAAGAAGCUGAUGCUUCAUUUAGACCAGAAAAAAUAGCAGCAAUUCCACCGAAUGGGAGUGAUGGAAAUGCAUUCGCAUAUUCCGAGAAAGUAAAACAUGUUAUGGAUAAAGUACAGGCUUAUUGGCUAUACAGAGAUCGUGUUCAUGAUGUAAUUGUGGUUAAAAUUGAUCCAGUUCCUGAAGGCCAAAUUCCCUCACGCAUGAGAGCAUGGCAUUUUUGCAUCUCAAGCGGUAGGUUACCAAAUGGAACUAUCCUGGCUAAAUCUAUGUUCGAGUUCGGCACACAAGACAAGUUUGGUAAUGCAUUGAAUAUACAGCAAGGUACAUGUAUUAUCAACAUUCAGUUAGACUGCUUGUACCGUGAUUUACUCCCCAAUAUCCAAAUACCUAGAAACAUUCUUUCUGAUCCUAUCGAAUUGGAUUUUUUCUUUGUUCAAAAAGCGAUUCUCAAAAUAGUUUAA
Molecule: messenger RNA, 882 nt
Organism: Entrophospora candida
Lineage: Eukaryota; Fungi; Glomeromycota; Glomeromycetes; Entrophosporales; Entrophosporaceae
Source: the annotation of a GenBank genome assembly